AUGGUGACAGUUGAAACAGCCCAAAGCAUGGGAGAAACGCCCGAAGUCCAGGACGACGAUGCCUCCGCCGUUGAUAGUGUUGCCAUCCUGUUUCUCUCCUUCUAUGUGGUCUUCUGUUUCAUUUGUAACUACUACUGGGCACUUCAGGUUUGGGAAUACUUGUGUGACUUGUGCAACUGCCGCUGGAGUCAAAGGUUGAUCAACCUCAUCAUCCCACAUUGGUACAUGUAUGUCUGUCUACUCGGGACACCUGUUCUCGGCUAUGGUACAUUUGGCAUCACUGGGGCAGUGGUGUUGUCCUUCUUUGGGGCCAUGGUCCCUUAUUGUGUCUUGUACCGGUACAAUGAAAGACACAGCAGUGCAUCGCGGCGGUCCACCCAAAUCACUGCAGCUUCACGUCGGUCUGUCACGGAAUCAUCCAGUCAUGACAUUGAAGGUGCAACAAGUACAUUGUCCGACAAGUAUCUCGAAAGCAAUCUGCACUUCCAUCAGUUUGUGCAGAGUAAUAGCCCCCAUGAGGAUAUUGGAGAUGAGGCGGCUGAUAUGGACGAGGACGCAGAUCCUUCAAAGCUCAGCAGCAACAAAGAAAGUGUGGAAUCAGAUCACAACGCCCACCAUGAAUGUGCUGUUUGCUUUGAUGACUACCAGCACAAUGAUGUACUUUGCAGGUCUCCAAAUCCAGACUGUCACCACUCCUUCCACAAAACUUGUGCUUUUGAAUGGCUGAGAAAGAACAACAUGUGCCCUGUUUGUCGAAGACGCUAUGUUGGGGAUUUUCCAUCAUCAUCAUCAGCAGCAGCACCAGCGACCAACGAACAAGAUCGAGAGUAA
Molecule: messenger RNA, 831 nt
Organism: Seminavis robusta
Lineage: Eukaryota; Bacillariophyta; Bacillariophyceae; Naviculales; Naviculaceae
Source: the annotation of a GenBank genome assembly